Messenger RNA from Diabrotica virgifera virgifera (western corn rootworm), 1151 nucleotides. RefSeq names its product phospholipase A1 member A-like. Gene Ontology annotation, biological process: lipid metabolic process. The transcript has 7 exons. The coding region runs from base 67 to 1083 and encodes 338 amino acids. NCBI's taxonomy places the organism in Eukaryota, Metazoa, Arthropoda, Insecta, Coleoptera, Chrysomelidae. Gene Ontology annotation, molecular function: lipase activity. The record is from RefSeq and is a predicted model, not a curated record.
UAAUAUGAAUAUUUAUUUAAAAGAAUUAUGUAAAUAUUGUCAUUUGGUUUGAAGUAAUUACGUGAAAUGAGUGCGGCUGCUACGAUUGCAGGAUUGGCGCUAGCUGCUACAGCUGCGGCUACUUUGGUUGUAAUUGCAAUGGUGGAUGGGCAAUUAACCACAAACUCGACAUCACCAACUUCCACGUUCAUGCAAUUAAGCGGAAAUCAAAAUAAUGGCCAGUUGAUCGACCCGAACGGACCAAGUGUUCAAUUUAUUCUAUACACCAGGGAUAAUCCUCCGGCCAAUUUAAAAGUUGGAGAUGAAACUGCAUUUAAAAACUCAGGUUUCAAUAAAACCAGUUCUACAAAAAUUAUCAUUCAUGGAUUUACAAGCAGUAUACGCGACAUAAUGUUUAUGAAGUUGAAAAAAGCUUAUCUCGAGGCUGGAGACUUCAAUGUUAUAGGUAUGGAUUGGUCUGUAUUAUGCGACUUCGAGUACAUUUCUGCCAUGCAUGGGGUUAGAGAAGCUGGACAAUACUUGGGAGAGUUCAUAAAAUGGCUGCAGUUUGUAGGAGUUUCCUUGAAAGAUAUUCAUUUAAUAGGUCAUAGUAUGGGAGCUCAUGUAGCUGGUAUUGGGGCGGGUAAGAUAAAGAAUGGAAAAGUUGGAAGAAUAACAGGUCUAGAUCCUGCUAGACCUGGUUACAGAGAUAACAGAUUAGAUAAUAAACUGGACCUCAAUGAUGCAAUGCUCGUAGAUUGUUUACAUACAUUUAUCCAAGUGUUAGGUCUUGCAGAGCCGGUCGGCCAUAUCGACUUUUAUGCUAAUGGCGGAAUGUUCCAGCCAGGAUGUCCUGACCUAAAUGACAUGUGGAAAAUAGGAGAGAGUCUCUAUUGCAAUCAUGGUCGAGCAUAUCAUUUAUUUGCAGAAUCUAUAGUAAAUGAUAAGGCCUUUAAAAGUGUUAAAUGCAAAUCUGUGCAAGAAGCAGUUGUUUCCAAAUGUACCGAAGAGUCCGAUGUAUACAUGGGUCAAUACGAUUCUUAUAAUAACGCAAAAGGAAUAUAUUACUUCAAAACCAGAGAUAGACCUCCGUUUACCUUAUAGACGUAUAUUUUGUUUGUUAGAUAUACAUAAAUACCUAUUUAAUAAAAAUGAUUAAUAAAAUAUAAAAA